AUGCAGGGCUCGGACGAACUCUCGCUCGGGCAGCUCCUCUCGCGCUCUCUCCGCAACGCAGACAAGUGCGCCAACGCUCCCGCGCCCAACGACCACGCAGUGCAGACCCUCAUCACCCAGACCCUCUCGGACCUGACACUCUGCGCAUCCCUCAUCUCUCACCUCGGGAUCCUCUCGCCCAACGAAACAGUCGACGACAUCUCGACCCGCAAUCUGCGCUGUGUCCUCGUUCCCGCCUUGCAAGGCCAACUCGCUCUCCUCGUGCGGACGAAAGGCGGCGUCGAGCGGCUCGAAUGGCUGAACAGGGCGAAAGGGUACUUGAGGGCGUUUGUGGAGGACGUUGAGAAGUACGAGGUUGUCGGAGAAGAGAGGAGGGGCGUGUUGAGGGGCCCGGGGGCGGCGGAGAUGGAUCCGUCGAGGAGGAGGGCUGGCAAGAUUGCCCAGUUCAAGAUGGAGAAGGAGAUCAAGACCACGCUCGAGGAACUCCGCACGCGCCGACGGAAACGCCGAACUCGCGGUUCUGCCCUUCGCGUCUCGUCCAGCUCCUCCUCUUCGUCUUCCUCAGCCCCCGCACCGACUGAAGAACUCGACGACUACCCCUCCUCAUCAGACGACGAAGACGCAACCGAAUCCGUCGCGCGACCCCUACUCCUCAACCUCCUCACACUGCACUAUAUCCGCUCGCACGCCGAGCUGGGCAGUAUCGAGCAAGAGAUCGAGAUCGUCGACCAUGGGAUGAAGAUGAGUGAGAUCCCGAGCCAGGGACCGGGGACGGCGGCGGGACUGAAUGGCGACAAGCGGAUUGCGCAUACGGGCGAGAAGGAGAAGGAUGAGGAGGAGAGCCGGUGGAGGCUUGAUCGGCUGCCGGAGAAGGACGCGGGACCGGUGCUGUCGCCUGAUGGCAAAGUUCUGCGACCGUUCACCAUCCUCCCCUCGACUUCAUCCACAGACGCCCUCUCGACUCGCCUGCGCCUCCAGUCGGAGAUCUUCCGCCCCUCGCACCGCUUGCCAACGAUGACGAUCGACGAGUUCCUCGAGCAAGAGCAAGAGCGAGGGAACGUCUUGCAGGGCGGGGGGCCGAAGACGAGCGACGAAGUUGAGCAGGCGAGGAAGGACGAGGCGGCGGAGGAGGGCGAGGACGAUACGGCUGCGGGCUAUGCGCGCGAGGAGGCGGGCUUGAGGAAGAAGAGGGAGUGGGACGACUAUACGGAUCAGCAUCGCAAGGGCGAGGGGAACAUGAUGAACCGAGGGUGA
This is a messenger RNA of Rhodotorula toruloides NP11, 1254 nucleotides long. RefSeq names its product type 2A phosphatase-associated protein 42. Gene Ontology annotation, molecular function: protein phosphatase 2A binding. The record is from RefSeq and is a predicted model, not a curated record. Gene Ontology annotation, biological process: regulation of dephosphorylation; regulation of signal transduction. Gene Ontology annotation, cellular component: cytosol. The transcript has 4 exons. Bases 1 to 1254 code for a protein of 417 amino acids. Lineage: Eukaryota; Fungi; Basidiomycota; Microbotryomycetes; Sporidiobolales; Sporidiobolaceae.